AUGGUCAACGCUACUCAGCUCGUCAAAAGCCUUAUCUCCAAGAACGCCGUCAUGGUGUUCUCCAAGUCGUACUGCCCGUACUGCACCAAAGCGAAGAAUCUGCUCAAGAGCAAUGGUAUUAACUUUGAGGCCAUCGAGCUUGAUCGGCGCGACGACGGCAGCGUUAUUCAGAGUGUCCUGGCCAGUCUUACCAAUCAGAGAACCGUGCCCAACAUCUUUGCCAAUGGUCAUCAUAUUGGCGGUUGUGACAACACGAUUGCUGCGCUGAGCAACAGCUCCUUCAAAAAUAUUCUC
Molecule: messenger RNA, 294 nt
Organism: Kickxella alabastrina
Lineage: Eukaryota; Fungi; Kickxellomycota; Kickxellomycetes; Kickxellales; Kickxellaceae
Product: putative glutaredoxin Grx1
Exons: 1
Biological process (GO): cellular response to oxidative stress
Cellular component (GO): cytoplasm
Molecular function (GO): glutathione disulfide oxidoreductase activity
Source: RefSeq, a predicted model, not a curated record